GGCAAGUCAUUCUUUCGAAAAUUGUCGCAGCGAGCAGAGCUCUUGAAAAGUAAUAAAAAAUAAAAAUUAAAUUCCUCUCAUUGAGUCGUUGUGUUCCGUGUCGAGCAGAGUACUUGAUUUUCGCAGCCAGCACGCCGCGUGUGCCGUUCUCGUUUAGAUCCAACCACAUACCAAAGUCCAGGCCCAGGUUCAUCCAAGAACACCACUCCAUCCAACCAUCCAUCCAACCAUCCAGUCAUCCAGCCAUCCAUCUAGCCAUCUAUCCAUUACCCAUUCGAUUCCAAAGUUGUAACAAUCGCGGCUUGACGAAAAUGGUUACCGACGCCCAGGACACCGUUGCACCCAAGACCAGCAGCACCAAGGAGGUGCAGUGCCAGCACUCCGGCACCCUGGAUGAGCCCCAGGCCCAGGAGCCGUCGCCACCGACCACCGCCUCCCUGGCCACGCCCAAGAGCGGCCGCGUGGGCAUCUUCAAUGCGGAGGACUUUCUGUCACGCGCCCAGUUGAACGACAAGAUCAACAACAUCCUGCGCUCGCCCACCAAGGCGCCCAAUGGUGUGCGCCAGCGUUCCGUGUUCACCAACAACAAUCCGUCGCCGCAAGCCACCAUGCGCUUGGUGUCGUCGAUGAACAGCCCUUUGGCACCACGCCUCAGCAGCCUGUCGCUGAGCGGUGGCAUGAAGCGCGGCCUGGAGCGCGGCAGCAGCAGCAGCAGCAUGGGCAACAGCGCCAGCGUGGGCACCAGCACCGCCGUCCUGGCCAAGGAGUGCUCCAGCCAGACGAGCAGCUGCGGCCGCAGCUACAUGCACCUGGGCAUGCAUGCAGCACCGCACUCCGGCUUCGGUGUCCUGCCGCAGACUGGUGCUGGCUACGAGGCCAUUGGCCUGGACAUGGAUGCCGCCAACAUUACGCGCAGCGGCAAGAGUCUCACCGGUCGCUUCAACACUGGCUAUGGCUACGAGGUGGAUGGAGCCUACUGCAUGCCACAGGCACAUCACACCCAGCAGUUCCCAUCGCCAAUGCCGCCACCACCCUACGCCCUGGGCCGCGUCAGCUCGCGCACCUUUGAGUUCGACAACAACACACCACCGCCGUGUCCAGGAUCUGGACCCAUCGCCAUGUCCAAUGGCACCAUCCAGCUGCGCCUGCGCGAGGGCGUUCGCAUCGACAUGACCCUGGACAAGGCUGUGCGUGUGCUCAACCAGCGCAGCAUGGUGGCCGUCGCCUUGUCGCGCAACUGCAGCAACUCGGCGCUCAUCCAUCCCAAUGGUAGGAUCCUGCAGAGCGGCUCCAAGGUGGAGAUCGUCACCUACGACGGCAUGAAGGCCAAUAACUUUGUUCGCUAUGCCAAAAUGUGGUACAAAGGCGUCAGCUUCACCAGCGAGUCCUGUGCGCUCAUCUAUCUGGUGGACACAGCUGGCACACACACCACCACCGAUACCUUCACCGACCUGACCAAGGACUACACACUGGCCGUGUUCUAUGACGAUUCGCGCCACGGCCCAUCCUUUAUGUCCGAUGCCCACGACGUAAUCGCCAACUCCACCUACAACUGCGCCGAGGACGGCACCGAGGUGUACGACAUCAAUGGAUUCCGCAUCACGCAGGCGGCCGACGGCCUGGUGAAGGUCACCCGCCAGCACAACAAGUGCCUGAUUCGCACCAGUCCGGGCAACGGAUCCGCCACCCUGACCACACCCGGCAUCCACUGCACGGCAUCGCUGGGCAAGACCUCGCACCUGUUCGUCCGUCGUAAUGAGAAGCGCAUGCAUUUCGACGGGUCCUGUUUCAUUGUACGCAACGCUGGUCACUCGGCCGGAUUCAAUGAAAACAACCUGCUGAUUGUCUACUAAGUACCGCUCGCACCAUGGGAUGUGCACCGCGUUGGGUGGCCAGACCAAGUGCCACCUAUGGCCACCCAGCGGGACUAUUGAAAAUCACCCCAUUAUACCACCAAACACACACAUCACUAAAAACACACACACAAGCACACCGACUCAAGCGUCGAUAUAGUGAGCCCGCAAAAAAAACAACUAAAGAAAAACAUUGGAAAACUGGGGCCUCGGCGUGGAGAGAGGGAUCAGAUCAUAUGAGAAAACCUGGUCUUUGAAAAAAAAAAAACAUAAAUUCUAAAUGUAAAAGUGCAUUUAAAGAAGAUAGCUCGAAAAAGUGCGCGAGCAACGAAAACUGGCGAUCCUGAUCCUGAUCCUUGAAAGGAUUGCUCUUCGAUUGCUCGGCGUAGGCGCAACGCAACCACUAGGGAAUUAGUUCUAGUCCUCAAACACACAGUCUCCUGUCUCCAAAAACCACCCUCGAUAUCCUUAUUUUUAUACGCAUACAAUUGUGGCAGGUGGAGAAAAUCCACCUGAUGCCUGAAACGCUGGCCAAGACAAUGGGAUUUCGAUCAGGGCCAGCGUUUGGUGUUAUAAAAAGAAUGUAUUCGUUUCGCGUUCCGCACUUUUCGGCCUUCUCAGUCUAACCAAAUUAGUUACUAGCGAAUUUCCAUAAGUUCUACUUUUAAAUGCAACCUUUUAUGAGCAAGUUCCGACAAGGAUAAAAAUUGAAAGUUGCAAAAUUUCCACCCAAAAAAAAUAAGCGAAAAUUGUGAAAAUGGUUUAUAUCAAAAUUGGCCCCUGAGUGGAGAGUUAGCUAGCAAAAGGCAUACUUUACCUUACACCUGUGUCAAUUCAGUUAGUUCUAAGUUACCAGUUACGAUUAGUUAACCCAGUUACUGCAAUCCAACCAUGUUCAUCCUCACCCAUACACACACAAACAUGCACACACGUGUAAAAUGAGUGGAUUUAGUGCUUAAAUUUCCAAGUGUAGGAGUAGUAGUAACACUACCACACUCGUGAAACACAGAUACACUCGCACACCCACACACGCACAUAGAAUCCAUUAAAGGACAAGGAAGAAAGAGGAAUUGUGACUGAAAUGGAAUACGAUUUUUAAUUAGCUUACGAAACACUCAUUUAAGCACAGGCAGUAGUCGUCUUUGAAAACCAAGUUAAAACACGCGCACCCUUGUGAACUUACAUGCAAAAACAUCAUUCCUCUCAAAAAAUGAGGGGCGUAAAAAAAGUGAAACACCUUGCAAUUAAACCUGUAUAGCCUUACAACAAUCUCCAAAACGCUAAAUUUAAUCAUCAUGUAAAUCGAAAUUUAUGUGUACAAAAAUCGAUUUCCAAAUGUAAUACAUGAAAAUCGUAAAUAAAGUAAAUUCUAUCUGCGCAA
This is a messenger RNA of Drosophila teissieri, 3234 nucleotides long. RefSeq lists its product as uncharacterized. Bases 312 to 1853 code for a protein of 513 amino acids. The record is from RefSeq and is a predicted model, not a curated record. The transcript has 7 exons. Lineage: Eukaryota; Metazoa; Arthropoda; Insecta; Diptera; Drosophilidae.